ACCGUCUAUCACGCUGGAAGUGGCAAAUUAGCCCACCGCCCGCCCAUUCGUCCAUUUCGACCUAACUUAGAUUAUACUGCUGGGGCUAUUAUAGGCCCAUCUCGAAGAAGAAAAAGCCGAGGAACGAGAGAGGAAGGUAACGGUGAAUUUCGCACUCUCAAUGACGACGAACUGAACUGAAAUGCACGUCUCUCUCUGUCCAAAAUCCUUUCAUCUCUUUCACUGUCUUUCCAGAUCUGUCAAAAUCGCGGAUCAACGACGUCGUUUCGUAUCCUAAUCCGGAUGUAACUUGAAUUAGGAUCAUUUAAAAAAAAAAAAGAAUCAGGCAAGCUCAUGUUUGAAAAUCAGACGGCAAUCGCUUCUUCUCACAGUCCUCACCUUCGGAAACCUGGCUCCAAAUCUGUUUCUUCUGACCUAGGGGCUGGUGAACCUGGAAAUAGUGUUCAAGAGGGUUACGUGUUUCCUUUGACGGUAGGUGAAAUGAAGGCUUCUAAUUCACCCAUGCACACCACAGCCAUAAUGCCUUCUCCCAUCUUUCUAUGGAGAUUUAAGGUUAUAUGGUUUCUGAUAUGGGCCUUCACUUGUUGCAAGAUUGGAUGGGAUUCAGUCAUGAGAAUGAGCGCGGACUUGCGAGACUUGUUCUUGUAUGAGGCAUUCUUAUAUUAUAACCCUCUCCUCCUUGUGACUAUGAUGGUUUGGCUAUGGGGAGUGUGUUUAUGGGUCUUCUCACAAAGCACUAUUAAUUAUGCAAAAAUAUUUGAUCUUGAUUCAAACCACCUUACUCACAGAGAAAUAUGGAAGUGUAGCAUAUGGAUGACAGUUAUAGUGCCAACUAGCAUGACAGCAUACCUUUAUCUUUACUCCCAUGGAGAAGUAGCAUUGGCAGCAUCACAACCAGUGAUCCUCUAUGUUGCUGUUGCUUUGGUUUUGAUAUUCCCCUUUGACAUUUUCUAUUUUUCAUCUCGUUACUUCUUGCUAAGAACACUCUGGCGUAUAGCUCUCCCACUUCAGCCAAUUUCAUUUCCUGACUUCUUCUUGGCUGAUAUUCUGACCUCCAUGGCCAAGGUAUUUUCAGAUUUGGAGCGUUCAGUCUGUCGAAUGGUUCAUCGCCAGGUCGCAACAAUCGCAUGGUUUGAAGCGGACUCAGUUUGUGGCAGCCACUCAGUUGCAAUUCCACUAGUGCUUGUUAUUCCUUAUAUUUGGCGGCUACUGCAAUGUCUGCGGCAGUACAAGGACACAAAAGAGAAACCAACUCUUUUUAAUGCUUUAAAAUAUUCAACAGCUGUCCCUGUGAUUUUUCUCUCGGCUCUUAAAUAUCAUGUUUCACCUGAUAGGUGGACAUAUGUUUAUCGUCGCCUCUGGCUUUUUUCAAGUGUUGUCAACUCACUCUACUCAUUUUAUUGGGACAUAACACGUGAUUGGGACCUUAGUGUCUUCACCAGAAUCUUCAAGUUCAACAAACCAAGUUUGUGCACCAAUCUGUUCUAUGGGCGAAGAUGGGUUUAUUUUUGGGUUAUCGGAAGCAACUUGAUUUUGCGUUGCACAUGGACAUAUAAACUGUCUGCUCAUCUCCGCCACAACUACUUGACUGUGUUUAUGGUCACUGCCUUAGAGAUGCUAAGAAGGUUCCAAUGGAUAUUCUUCCGAGUUGAAAAUGAAUGGAACAAAAUUACCAAGUCCGGUUUUCAGAUUCCGAUGGUUGACAUGCCAAGAGAGGAGGAAAAGUUACUGGGCUCAACUAAUCACAAUGUGUAGAUGAUCAUACAAGUCUCUCUCUGGCUGGCUUUAAGUAGCUUCAAAUUAAUUUCAUUCUUUGCGCUGCUAUGACUCAUAUUAUUUCAGGCCUGAAGCAGUUGCUGCAUUUUGGUUGCCCCUGUUUGACAUUGAUGAUAUGAUAUAUGAUAUAUACAUACAUAUAUAUCUAUAGGUUUGGACUUUCGUGCCUUAAGGCUUCUUGCGCAACAGUUUUGAUUUUGAAAGCGGUUUAGAUUAGAUGUAUAAUAUGAAUUUUUUUUUUACUGAUAUUGGAGAAUUUUAGAAGUCUUAGAUUUAAAUUA
Molecule: messenger RNA, 2057 nt
Organism: Gossypium raimondii (Peruvian cotton)
Lineage: Eukaryota; Viridiplantae; Streptophyta; Magnoliopsida; Malvales; Malvaceae
Exons: 14
Coding region: 334-1755 (473 amino acids)
Cellular component (GO): membrane; cytoplasm
Source: RefSeq, a predicted model, not a curated record